AUGGGGUCCCAUGUUGAUACGGUUGACUUGGUUGAGUACCUCUUUGCGAGGCUCCAUCAACUGGGCAUACGAUCCAUCCACGGAGUACCGGGAGACUUCAACCUGACGGCGCUGGACUACCUCGACGCUGCUGGCCUUCGUUGGGUUGGCAACUGCAAUGAACUCAAUGCGGCGUACGCCGCCGAUGCCUACGCUCGCAUAAAUGGCGUAUCUGCCCUGGUCACAACAUACGGUGUUGGAGAGCUGUCUGCAAUCAACGCCAUUGCAGGAGCCUAUGCGGAGCACAUUCCUAUCGUCCAUAUUGUAGGACAGCCCAGCACGCCAUCACAGCAAGCUAAACUUCUUCUCCACCACACACUAGGCGAUGGGGAUUACGAUAUAUUUGCCGACAUGAGCGCCAAGGUCUCUUGUGCCGUAGCAAGGAUCACCGAUGCCUCGCGGGCUGCUAGUCAAAUUGACUCCGUACUCGAGGAAUGCUGGAAGCAGAGUCGCCCUGUAUACAUUGGUCUUCCGACUGAUCUGGUCAAGGCACAGUUAGACGCCUCCAGACUUAGCAAGACUCUAGACCUCACAUUACCCGAGAACGAUCAGGAAACGGAGGCUGCCAUGGUCGAUUCGGUGCUGGAGUCACUUCGCCGGGCCAAAGACCCUGUCGUCCUCGUUGAUGGAUGUGUUUUCCGCUACCGCGCCCUCGAUGAAGUCCAUGAUGUCAUUUCUGCUCUCCAGAUUCCUGUCUACGUCGCUCCAAUGGGAAAGGGAGCGGUCGACGAGGCAUUACCUAUCUUCGGAGGUGUAUACUCUGGAAUGACGGCUGACGAGGCCGUGCGCAGUCGAAUCGAGUCCUCAGACCUCGUCCUCGUCUUUGGCCCUAUCAAGUCCGAUCUGAACACAUCCGGUUUCUCCACGAGACUCCGCCGCGAGAACUGCAUCGAAUUUCACAAGGACUCCGUACAGGUGCGGCACUCUGUCUUCCCAGAGUUGCGGUUGAAGAACGCAUUGAAAGCCCUUCACGUCGCCCUGAGUCAACACCAGGAUCUCAUCCAAACCUCCAGGCCUGUUGCAAAGCGACCCGAGUAUCCUUCGUCCAAAGGAACAGCCAUCACCCACGACUGGGUGUGGGCUCGCCUGUCCAGCUGGUUCCAGAAUGGUGAUGUUAUUAUCGGCGAGACAGGCACAUCGACCUUUGGUGUCUGGGAGAUGAGACUACCCAAAGCGGCGACUGUCGUAUGCCAGGCACUCUGGUGCAGUAUCGGCUACUCUGUGGGCGCCUGUCAGGGGGCCGCUCUCGCCGUGAAAGAUUCCAAGCUGAACACCCGCCGUACCGUUCUCUUUGUCGGGGACGGAAGCUUCCAAGUGACCGCUCAGGAAGUGAGCACUAUGAUUAGGCACAACCUGCAUCCCAUCAUAUUCGUUGUCUGCAACGACGGCUACACCAUCGAAAGAUUUGUCCACGGACCGGAAGCGUCGUACAAUGACAUCCAGCCCUGGAGAUACAAGGAAAUCAUGACUCUGGUCGGCGCAGAGCCGGAUCAGUACCAGGUGCAUUCAGUACAGACCAGAGACCAGCUCGAGGCGCUUAUUGCAGACAGUGACUUCUCACACCCUACCCGUCUACAGUUUGUUGAAUUGCAUAUGCCCAGAGAUGAUGCCCCGGUCGCACUGCAGGCCAUGGCCAAGGCUGCUGCUUCACGAAACGCUUAA
Molecule: messenger RNA, 1701 nt
Organism: Monascus purpureus
Lineage: Eukaryota; Fungi; Ascomycota; Eurotiomycetes; Eurotiales; Aspergillaceae
Source: the annotation of a GenBank genome assembly